Capsella rubella is the source of this 465-nucleotide messenger RNA. RefSeq lists its product as uncharacterized. NCBI's taxonomy places the organism in Eukaryota, Viridiplantae, Streptophyta, Magnoliopsida, Brassicales, Brassicaceae. The record is from RefSeq and is a predicted model, not a curated record.
AUGUUUUCAUCAAAUAAUCGUUCUACUCAACUGACUUGUGGGUUCAAGGUGGACACGAACUCCCCUGCGUGGCAGAAGAGCAUGGCAAAGAUCUUAAAGAAUAUCAAAGGAGGGGAAUUUUCGUUAGACGUGGACGAAGGAAUGGCCUACGUUUCGGGUGAAGGAGACCCAAACAAACUGCUAAAACUAAUGGGUUCGAUAAAAGGCAAAGCUGGAAUGACGUUUGUGAAAGCCGGUGGUGGAUAUCAUCAUCUACAUUAUCCCAAUCUUUUUUAUUACAACUCCAACUCCUGUUACGGCCAGCCACCAUCAUACAACAGUUAUUGCCCGAGUGAUGAAAAUUGUUACUCUCAGCAGCAGCAUUGGCAGUAUUUUUCUCAGUCACCGGCGAUGCAACCUUACCACGCACUGAGCUGAGAUCAUCAAUAUCCAUAUCCAGGAUAUAGUAAUUACGGUUAUUAUUAG